AUGUCAAAGCUAUUUUCAACGGUAAAUUCUGCAAGACAUAGUGUAUCACUGAACAGCAUGAAGGAUUAUGUGCACAUCAAGAAACUAGAGAUGAAUACGGUUCUGGGACCUGAUUCUUGGAACCAAUUAAUGCCUCAAAAAUGUUUGUUAAGUUUAGAUAUGGGUACAGAUUUUAGUAAAUCUGCGGCUACAGAUGACUUAAAAUAUUCCCUAAACUACGCAGCCAUUUCUCGUGAUCUGACAAAAUUUGUUAGUAAAACAAAAAAUUGGGGAUCUGUUUCUAAUUUGGCCAAAUCAGUGUCUCAGUUCGUUAUGGAUAAAUACUCCGGUGUUGAAUCCUUGAAUUUGGAAGUGCAGGCGGAUACGACGCACAUUAGAAGUGAUCGCAUUUCUUGUGUUAUUCAACAGGAAAGAAAAAAUCCAGAAUCACAGGAAUUUGACGUUGUUAAAAUAUCUGAGCUAAAAAUGUUGACUUUAAUUGGUGUUUUCACUUUUGAAAGGCUUAGGAAGCAGUACGUGACUUUGGACAUAAAAUUGCCUUGGCCAAAGAAAGCCGAAUUGGCACCCCCAGUACAAAAUGUCAUUGAUGAAGUUGUCAAAUUCGUAGAAGCAUCAAACUUCAAGACAGUCGAGGCUUUAGUAGAAUCUGUAUCAGGUAUUAUUGCGUAUAACGAGUAUUUCCAAAGAUUUCCAGAUUCACCAAUUGUAGUCAAAGUUUUGAAGUUAAAUGCAAUUACAGCUACAGAAGGUGUUGGUGUGAGCUGUAUUCGAGAACCUAGGGAUAUUAGAAUAAUGAAAGGUACUGGAAGUGGACAGGCCUAUGAAACCUCCAGUGCUAAUUUUGACUUACCGUCAUCGCAAAACACUUCUGUAGGAGACAAAGAUACAUGGAAAAGAGCAUUUUUAGCAUUCGGUUCGAACAUUGGAGACCGUUUCAAACACAUUCAAAUGGCAUUGAAGCUGUUAUCAAGAGAAAAAACAGUUAAACUGUUGAAUGUUUCAUCUAUUUUUGAAAGUGAACCGAUGUACUUCAGAGACCAAACUGCUUUUAUGAAUGGGUGCGUUGAAUUGAAAACUCUACUGACUCCAGGAGAUUUGUUAAAAUUGUGCAAAAAAAUUGAAUACGAAGAAUUACAAAGAGUGAAGCAUUUUGAUAACGGUCCAAGAACAAUAGAUUUGGACAUUGUCAUGUACCUUAAUAGUGCAGAAGAGGAUAUCUUAAUAAAUGAACCGGAUUUGAAUAUACCACACCCAAGAAUGUUGGAGAGAACUUUUGUUCUUGAACCGCUAUGUGAACUGAUAUCACCGUGUCACCUUCAUCCUGUGACAGCGGAGCCUAUAGUAAACCAUUUAGAACAAAUAUACGAGAAACAACAUGAUGAGGACAACUUAUGGAAACUAGUUCCAUUACCUUAUUGUGACGGUGCGGAACCAAGAUUCUUGAAAUUCAAAAACGUUACAAACAUUGAUGAAUUUACUGGGGAAGCAAAAAGAAUUACCAUUUCACCCACAUAUAUCAUGGGUAUUUUCAACGCUACUCCAGAUUCCUUUUCAGACGGAGGUGAACACUUUGCAGACAUUCAAAGUCAAUUAAAAUAUGUUAUUAAAAUGUGCAAAGAGGCAUUGUAUUUGCAUGAGACCGUGAUUAUUGACAUUGGGGGGUGCUCCACUAGGCCCAAUUCCAUUCAGGCAUCUGAGGCAGAAGAGAUGCAAAGAACAAUUCCAUUAAUUAAAGCCAUUAGGGAAAACUCGGACUUGCCACAGCAGAAACUCAUACUCUCCAUCGAUACAUAUCGUUCUAAUGUCGCUAAAGAGGCUAUUGCAGCUGGAGUAGAUAUUAUUAAUGAUAUUUCUGGAGGUCUGUUCGAUGGCAACAUGUUUUCUGUAAUUGCAGAAAACCCAGAAGUCUGUUAUAUUCUGUCGCACACACGUGGUGAUAUUUCAACGAUGAACAAGUUGACGCAUUAUGAGGAUCCUGUAUUAGGCGAAUGUAUUCAACAAGAGUUUGUUAACAACACAGACAUCCAGCAGCUAGAGAAAUUGAAGGAUGGAACAACAUUAAUUAGGAAUAUAGGCCAGGAAAUUGGGAAAAGAUAUAUUGAAGCAAUCGGUAGUGGAGUGAAGCGUUGGCAAAUCAUAAUGGAUCCUGGGCUUGGAUUUGCUAAGGACUGGAAACAAAAUGUACAAAUUAUUAGGCAAAUUCCAUUCUUAAAGAACUACUCCUUCAUCAUGAACUCUCAAGAUUCUCGGGUGUAUAUUAACCUCAGAAAUAUCCCUGUUUUAUUAGGUCCAUCGCGUAAAAAGUUUAUUGGGCAUAUAACGAAAGAUGUGGACGCAAAGGACAGGAAUUUUGCUACCGGAACCGUUGUAGCAUCUUGUAUUGGGUUUGGUAGUGACAUGGUUAGGGUCCAUGACGUAAAAAAUUGUUCUAAGAGCAUUAAAUUAGCAGAUGCUAUUUAUAAAGGUUCAGAAUAA
Molecule: messenger RNA, 2475 nt
Organism: Saccharomyces kudriavzevii IFO 1802
Lineage: Eukaryota; Fungi; Ascomycota; Saccharomycetes; Saccharomycetales; Saccharomycetaceae
Gene: FOL1
Product: trifunctional dihydropteroate synthetase/dihydrohydroxymethylpterin pyrophosphokinase/dihydroneopterin aldolase FOL1
Exons: 1
Coding region: 1-2475 (824 amino acids)
Biological process (GO): tetrahydrofolate biosynthetic process
Cellular component (GO): mitochondrial envelope
Molecular function (GO): dihydropteroate synthase activity; dihydroneopterin aldolase activity; 2-amino-4-hydroxy-6-hydroxymethyldihydropteridine diphosphokinase activity
Source: RefSeq, a predicted model, not a curated record